AUGGCCACCAGCGAGCCCGGGACGGCGCAGCCCAAGGCAGAGGAGCAGCAGAGCAUCGGGACGCGGGUGGCCAGCCUGCCCCUGGUCAGCUCAGCCUACGACAUGGUCUCCACCGCCUACGCCUCCACCAAGGAGAGCCACCCCUAUGUCAAGUCCGUCUGCGACGCUGCCGAAAAGGGGGUGAAGACGCUGACGGCGGCGGCGGUGAGCGGGGCCCAGCCCAUCCUCACCAAGCUGGAGCCGCAGAUUUCCACCGCCAACGAAUACGCCUGCAAGGGGCUGGAUAAGCUGGAGGAGAAGCUGCCCAUCCUGCAGCAGCCCACGGAGAAGCUCAUCUCAGACACCAAGCAGCUGGUGACAUCCACGGUGACGGGGGCCAAGGAUGUCCUGACCAGCACCGUGGCCGGGGCCAAGGACGCGGUGACCAGCCGGGUGACGGGUGUGAUGGACAUGACCAAAGGGGCCGUGCAGGGCAGCGUGGAGCUGACCAAGUCGGCGGUGAGCAGCGGCGUCAGCACCGUCAUGGGCUCAACCGUGGGCCAGAUGGUGGUGAGCGGGGUGGGCUCCAUGCUGGAGAAGUCUGAGGAGCUGGUGGACCAUUACCUGCCCAUGACGGAUGAGGAGCUGGCCAAGCUGGCCACAGCCGUGGAGGGCUUUGAAAUGGAGCAGCAGAAGCAGCAGCAGAGUUACUUCGUGCGCCUGGGCUCCCUCUCGGCCAAGCUGCGGCACCGAGCCCUCCAGCACUCCUUGGGCAAGCUGCAGAGCGCCCGCAGCAGCAGCCAGGACGUGCUGGCCCAGCUCCAGCGCACCCUCGACCUGGUGGAGCAUCUCAAGCAGGGCAUGGACCAGAAGCUGCAGGGAGGGCAGGAGAAGCUGCAGCAGAUGUGGCUGGAAUGGAGCAAGAAGCAACCGGGCGGUGGCAAGGACCUGGUGCCACCAGAGCCGGUGGAGUCGGGGACGCUGGCCCUGCUGCAGGGCUUGACGCAGCAGCUCCAGAGCUCCUGUCAGCCCUUGGUGUCCAGCCUCCAGGGCCUCCCUGCUGGCAUCCAGGAGACGGCGGGGCAGGUCCGGCAAAACGUGGAGGAGCUACGGGCAGCCCUCGCCUCCGCUGCCUCCCUCCAGGACGUGACGGGCAGCGUGCUGGCCCAAGCCCGUGCCCGUGCCACCAAAGCCCGCCAGCUGAUGGACGAGCUGGUGGAGCACGUGGCCCACAACACCCCCCUGACCUGGCUGGUGGGACCCUUUGCCCCCUCAGGCCAGCGCAUGGUGGACCUGGAGGUGCAGUAG
Molecule: messenger RNA, 1287 nt
Organism: Nipponia nippon (crested ibis)
Lineage: Eukaryota; Metazoa; Chordata; Aves; Pelecaniformes; Threskiornithidae
Source: RefSeq, a predicted model, not a curated record